Molecule: messenger RNA, 1536 nt
Organism: Notothenia coriiceps (black rockcod)
Lineage: Eukaryota; Metazoa; Chordata; Actinopteri; Perciformes; Nototheniidae
Gene: pdlim1
Product: PDZ and LIM domain 1 (elfin)
Exons: 7
Coding region: 170-1138 (322 amino acids)
Biological process (GO): actin cytoskeleton organization; heart development; muscle structure development
Cellular component (GO): filamentous actin; adherens junction; stress fiber
Molecular function (GO): actin binding; muscle alpha-actinin binding
Source: RefSeq, a predicted model, not a curated record
CAAAAUCUACUCGUCGGACUGUAACCUGAGGGUCCACCUCCUCUGAUGCUGCGGCUCUAACUCUGCCUAUCGAUCAUUGCACAUGUCAUAUGCUGUAGGAAGUGAACUGGUGGUCUGAGGCAUAGCUUUGAACACCGUAACGACUCGGUUAAAAACUUAAAUUAACGGUAUGCCUCUCCGGGUAGUCGUGAAGGGGCCUGGACCCUGGGGCUUUAGGCUGGUUGGCGGUAAGGACUUCGAGCAGCCCCUGACUAUUUCCCGGGUCACCCCAGGGAGUAAAGCUGCCCAGGCCAACCUGUGUAUUGGAGACAUGAUCCUGGCGAUCGACGGAGAACCGACUGAGCCCAUGACUCACUUGGCGGCGCAGAACAAGAUCAAGGGGUGCAUCGAGGAGAUGGUGCUCUCCGUAGACAGGUCAGAAACUAAAUUGUGGUCCCCGCUUUCAUCUGAGGAAGGGAGAUCACAUCCGUACAAGAUGAAUCUGGCAGCAGAGCAAAAGGAGGUGAAACACAUAGGCUCCACCCACAACAGGAGCGCUCUGCCCUUCAGCGGCUUCGGCCCCACAGUGGUGACCAACCAGUACAACAGCCCCUCAGGUCUCUACUCCUCAGAGAACAUCAAGGACUUCAACGAGGCAGUGGACGAAGUUAAAACCAUCGUGACAGCCAAUGAGCUCAGCCACAAAGCUGCUUCAGAUCCUUCGCAGGCAGGCAAGAUGCCCCCUGUAGUCGCAGACUCUGAAGUGUACAAGAUGCUGCAGGAGAACCAGGAGUAUGACGAGCCCCCCCGACAGUCUGCUUCAUUCAAAGUGCUUCAGGAGAUCCUCGAGACAGGUGACCCUGAUAAACCGUCCGGGUUCAGGAGUGUGAAAGCACCCGCAACAAAGAUGGGAUCCUCGGUGGGGAACACGGACAAGUUACCCUCCUGUGACAAAUGUGGAUCCGGGAUUGUGGGGCUGGUGGUGAAGCUGAGGGACAAGUUCCUUCACCCUGAGUGCUACACCUGCACAGACUGCGACGUCAACCUCAAACAGAAGGGACAUUUCUUUGUGGAGGACCAAAUUUAUUGUGAGAAGCACGCACGUGAACGAGUGACGCCUCCAGAGGGCUACGACGUGGUCACCGUGUUCCCCAAGUAGAGCGCUGGGCUCCGCCUCGGACUACACUCCACUCUGACAGCAUGACAUAAUCCCAGACAUUACAGCAUUUAGCAGCUCAUGCUACUCCGAAAACUUUAAAUUGGUCUCUCGCAUUAUGUUUCAGAGCAGUCCCUGGUAGGCACGACGAGAAAAAACGACAUCUUUAGAAAGGUUGAUUUGCACAUUGACUUUGGCAUCUACAAAAGGAAAAUCAAUUUUGAAUAAUAUUUGUCCUUGUACAUGUUCAGUAUGUUCUUUUGAAUCAUGGAAACAAGGAAAAACCACUUCUUGACACAUGUUUUCUACAAUUUUAUUAAAUAAAUAGACUUUUAUGCAGCAAAAACAGCUCAAAAUAACCUUUUUGAAUGUCAUUACCAAAUAAAUAUGUUUAGCUUACA